ACUUGUGUCAUAGCUGGAAAGCACCCACUGCCAGUACUGAAAAUCUAUAGUUCACGUUACGUAUACUAUAGAUUUUCAAGUAUUGACAGUAAUGUUAAAAUGCAGCUUAUAUAUUCCGAGUAAAAUUUUCCCCACGGACGGCGCGGUGGAAUGAACGUUUUAAAACCUAACCCAACCUAUGAAUACUGACCUUCUCGGGAAUACUCGACCGUGAUUGAUGGAAUUUGCUCGUAUCUUUUACACUUUUCUGUGUAUAGUGUGGUACGGUCCAGAAUCUAGUUCUUUUCUUGUGCCAUUGGCCCUAAAUAUAUCUUUUUGCACUCUUUGAUAGUUUGAUAUUGUUUUGUUAUAACGUCUGUCGCGAAUAAGAGCAUAGAUAGAGGUUAAUAGAGAGGUGCCACAGGUAUUUGGUUGGUGAAAUGUGAAAGAAGAAAAUCUUCAAGAUUUGUGCGAUUUGUGUACACAAGAGAAAUUGAACUUACACAUUACAAUAGCACAUUUUUCCUUGGACGAAAGGAAAAGGGAACACCCUUAUGUCUACCCUGUCUACCCUUAUUAUUAAUAAUAGAUGCGGGUUAAAAUUAAAGGAAAUCUCUGUGUGACUGACUUCAUUCUUUACACAUUGUCUGUAUGUAGAUCGUUGAAUCAAGAUAUUAAAUAAUACAACAUGGCAAAAAUGCCAAUUCGAAAAGUCAAGAGGGUCAGCGUAUUGACUAAAAGGGCGCAGUGUUUGGGAAAACACUACAAGGAGCGAUCCUAUAGACCAUUGUAUGAGAAAUUGAAACACAACAACAAUUACUUAGCCAAGGCGCUCUCAAAAGAAAAACAAAACAGUCAGGCAUUAUUCACACAAAAUGUAGAACUAAUUGGAGAGAUUCAACAGUUAAAUCUAGUAUGCAACACACGAAAUACUGUAAUUUCUAAUGUACUGAGUAAUGCAAAAGAAAUACUGAAAAUGUUGGUCACAAUGACUGGAUACAUGACAAAUACUAUUUCCAUGUGCCAAGAACUUGUUACUUCCAAUACUGCUGUAAGACUGUCAUCUACUUCAACUGGAAGAAAAGAAUCAUCCAACAGACUGUCGACAAAAUCACCAGCUAAAGGUGUAGUAAAACCUAUGGUGAGCGGCCACACUAUUACCAAACCUACAAUUAAUUUAAGUCGAGUUAAUAUGGAGAGUAUUAAUAAUAUAUCGAGACUGAGUGACAUACAAGAAGCAACUACCCCUACUAGAAGUACAGAAAUGAACGAGACUAGAUCACCAAUUAUUUCUUUGCCCUCUACACCCUUGAGAUAUGAAAAUGGUCGUACGUGCAGAUUGCCAGAAAGAUUAACAAUUUCAUCACCUCGAGUUAAUGCAACAGACGAACAAAGAUUAAGAAGAAGAAGGAGAAGCCGCCAUUCAAAACGAUUGUCAGUAUCUUUUUCGCGAUCGCGAAAUAGAUGGUCCAAUGAAACUCAGUCAAGUACGGGACAUGUUGACAUAAUUGGCACCAACAUUGACAUCGAAAAUCAGGAGAGUAAUGAUGGUACGGCUCAUAAUCUAUCAGACAGAAUAAAUGCGAUGUCAGAGUCACAGGUGUCUGUCAACGAAGAGAAUAAAACUCAAGCAGACGUGUCAAAAAAAGAAAAAAGUAAUGUACAAAUAACAAGUAAGGUCUCUAACAAAGAUUUUAAUCGGAGUGCGACGGAAAACCCGAAACUAUCGCAAAAUAAUACUCGAACUUGGGAGGAAGAAGAUCCUCUGGAAGGUCCAAGUUGGUUGUUCGACAAUACCAUGCCAUCGCGGGAUAAUGAGCCAGAGGAACUCGAGUCCAUUAAUGACUCCGAUGUUAACAACAACACAUCACAAAUAAUGAUGGACGACGAUUCCAGCGUUACGGAAAGCAACGAAGAGAUAUCGAACACUACAGAUACGCCACCAUCGGAGAGAGACGCGGCGCCCAUUGUCGAUGGUUCCGACUCUAACUCUUCUUAUCACGAAGCAGAUACUAGUAUUAACGAGCUACUUCCGGCAGCGAAUGUGUCCAAGGAAAUGCGUGAAAGGAGUUCUGAUAGCGAUGAUAGUAACGCAGAUGGUACGAUGAAAUUCACAAGAUUCGUGACGCUGAGACGAGGGCCCUCCGAAGUGCCGGAAGAGUCAGAAGAAGACUUUACCUUGAUGUUGCGUUCACCAGUGCAAAAUAUGCAAUUCAACAUUAACGAGUUUCGAUUGCCCGUUUUGGAGGAAUCCAAUGUAAUAAACAACUCCGCUGUUAAAAACGAAAAUGACACCGAAUUAACCGCUGCGAUACCAAACGUUACGAAAAUUCCGGUGGAGUCUGUGUCGAAUCGAAGCUUGAACGAAUCUGACUACAAUCACAUCACGAUAAAAGUGCCGUUAAUUGUAAUUAAUGAUCACCAGAGAACGGCGACAUCGCAUAAGACAAAGCAUUCCAGUAAAAGCGUUAAAAAAUUGAAUACAAAAGUGCGAACGAGUUCCACGGAAAAAUCUUCGACUUCAUCUAAUACAAAGAAAUCGAGAAGCAGUCUAAAAAAAAGUCGAGAUCCGAGCAUGGCGAAAGUCGUAUUGGAGAAGCUCAAUGAAUCUCAUGUUAAAUCGGGAAGAUCAUCCAAUGAUACUUCUAUUAACAAUCUAACGAAAGACACGUCCGAUGAAGAUCGAGACUCGGAAAGCAGCACUUACACUUCAAGUCGUCCUAGACGAAGAAAGGCACCGGUGAACUUGAAAGAACCUAAAUUGAAUAAAAAACUGAGACGAGGAUAAAAAGAACUGAUAUGUGUUAUCAAGAUUUAAUGAAAGAAUUGUUAUUAGUAUUAUCGACAUCGACAUCAGUAUGAUACUGCUAAAAUCUUUUCCAUAUCUAUCGAGUUUCAACAGAGUAAUAUAAACAAAUCUGUACUACAAAUUAUCUGUAUUAUAAAUUAUCCGAAUAGCUGUUAAAUUUCUAAAUUAAUUGUAUUUGUUAGUUGAUAUCUUGGGGGAGUCAACGAUUGAUUCGACUGACCUAAUAGUCUCGCGGGAAUGUUACAUUUCCGAUAUAUUACUUCUUCGACUGAUACAUCAUACAUACUAUAAUAGGCCUGCUGUAUUUUAAACAUUAAUACGUACAUACGCAUCAUAUGCCAUAUAUCUUCCUUCUACAGUAUUAUUGGUACAUUAUCAUAUUCGUUUAUAUCUUAUUAGAAUUAUUUUAAUAAAUAUAAUUACAGCGUAGAUUGAAAGUAAAUUGUUUUGCUUCAUCCUCUGCUUUAACAUUUAAUUCACGAUUACAAUAUUCGUUUUCUUAUAUAAAUAGCGUAUUAUUUAAUAUUCAAUAUUUCUUUAUUAUAUAUAUAGUUAAGUGUGCGAAUUAAUACAAUGUUAUUUUAUUCGAUGUCUUAUAACUCCGUUUUAAAAUGAAAUAUUUUCCUGUUCUCUUGCAGUUUAUAAAUGUGUACCAUUAAUUGUAAGUACUCAAAACAUACUUUGGUAAAGCAAGCGAUUUAAUUUUGCGAAAUAGCAGUGUAAAAAUGCUGCUGAAGCUACGGAAAUGAUUUAUUGCGCUCUGGAUAAAGACAUAGUGACAUAUAAAAUGUGCGAAAAAAUGAAACAGAAAUUUUGGAAUAAAAAUUUUGAUCUUUCAAAUCAAGAACGUCCAGACCAACCAAAAAAGUUUGAAAAGGAGGAAUUCAAUUGUUAAAUGAAAGUUUUGCUCAAACUCAACAAAAGUUUUUGUUACAACUGGGAGUUACCUACCAAUACACAUCUUAUUAUCUACAUCAACUCGCAAAAAUUCAAAAAGCGGAUAGAUGAAAUUCGAUAAUCUUAGAAAUUGUAUAUUUUUUUUCCAAAUUUUUUCUGAUUUCUACUAAGUCGAUGCGUUUUAUUGUUGUCGACAAUUAGGCAUACGUAUUGUAUAAUAUGUACAUUUUUUUAAAAUAUACUUGUAAUCAAUAGUUA
Molecule: messenger RNA, 3943 nt
Organism: Solenopsis invicta (red fire ant)
Lineage: Eukaryota; Metazoa; Arthropoda; Insecta; Hymenoptera; Formicidae
Product: shugoshin 2
Exons: 10
Coding region: 668-2767 (699 amino acids)
Biological process (GO): meiotic chromosome segregation
Cellular component (GO): chromosome, centromeric region; nucleus
Source: RefSeq, a predicted model, not a curated record